Setaria italica (foxtail millet) is the source of this 1350-nucleotide messenger RNA. Its product is annotated as thiamine pyrophosphokinase 2. The transcript is spliced from 7 exons. Lineage: Eukaryota; Viridiplantae; Streptophyta; Magnoliopsida; Poales; Poaceae. The record is from RefSeq and is a predicted model, not a curated record. Gene Ontology annotation, molecular function: thiamine diphosphokinase activity; ATP binding; thiamine binding. Gene Ontology annotation, biological process: thiamine metabolic process; thiamine diphosphate biosynthetic process. Bases 208 to 1011 code for a protein of 267 amino acids.
GACCGUGGAGAGCUUUGCCAUUUUUAUUUCCUUCACCCUGCCUUCACCUGUGAGCAGUCUCUUCUCCGUCGCCACCGCCCCGCACCGCGCUGGAAAGCGGCGUCUUGGUCGGCUCCGAGCCUCCCAUCCUCCCUCCUCGGCGCGUAACCUGAGCCAAAACAGUAUUAACGUUGCACUAGCUUGAGGUACCCCCUUCAAGAGGUCAAGAUGUUGUGGCGCACAAUACGCACUAUGGAUGUAAUGAUGCAUUCUUCGUGUUUCCUUCUUCCAAAACUGCAUCAACCUGCCAACAAACCAGUCAUGAACUAUGCUUUAGUCGUUCUUAACCAGCAACUUCCACGAUUCAUGCCCCGCCUCUGGGCUCAAGCAAACUUGAGGAUCUGCGCUGAUGGAGGAGCUAAUCGUAUUUUUGAUGAGAUGUUUCAUAUGACCAAUGAUGAAGAUGAGAAAAGCACCAGAAAUAGGUAUGUUCCAGAAAUAAUUGAGGGGGAUAUGGAUUCUAUAAGGCCUGAAGUUAAAUUAUUCUACUCUAGUCAGGGAUCCAAAAUUUCUGAUAAAUCACAUAACCAGGAGACAACAGAUUUACAUAAAUGUAUUUCUCGUAUCCAUCUCCGUACACCUGAUCAUGAAAAACCUAAUCUCUGUGUGCUUGUUACUGGAGCACUAGGUGGAAGGUUUGAUCAUGAGGCGGCAAAUAUCAAUGUUCUGUAUCUGUUUUCGGACAUGAGGAUUGUCCUUCUAUCAGAUGAUUGCUUGAUUAGACUUCUUCCCAAGACGCAUCACCAUGAACUCUAUAUUGAGUCAUCUGUUGAAGGACCACAUUGUGGGCUUUUUCCUGUUGGAGCACCAUCAACAAGCACCACAACCACUGGCCUGAAAUGGAAUCUAAGUGAAUCAAAGAUGAGAUUUGGGAGCAUGAUUAGCACAUCCAACAUUGUGCAAUCGGAAAAGGUAACUGUACAGUCUGAUGCAGACCUUUUAUGGACAAUUUCUCUGCGAAACCUGACCUAAAGAGCUGCUAGUUAUCAUCUUUUUCCCUUAUCUUUGCUGGCACACAAGCUCUUGUACAUCUGUUUUUGUGUUUUAUAAGUUGUGUGCCUGGUAAAUGAAUACCAUCUGUUGGCUCAUCGAUAAAGUCUCAAUAUCAUGAGAUAGAAACUCACGAAUCAUGAGGUUAGAAGGAUGUCUAACACGAUCAUGAGCUGCUGAUGAAUUAUGUGAAUAACACAAGCAGACAUGCAUGUUGUAUCCUAUCAGCCUGUAUUAAUGUAUGUUUGAUUUUUUUUAUAAUGACUGUUGAAUUUGAAAGGGAACUUGUUGUAUGAAGAGUCUUCUCGACAUUACACACUA